Molecule: messenger RNA, 2500 nt
Organism: Dipodomys ordii (Ord's kangaroo rat)
Lineage: Eukaryota; Metazoa; Chordata; Mammalia; Rodentia; Heteromyidae
Gene: Oxsr1
Product: oxidative stress responsive 1
Exons: 17
Coding region: 1-1470 (489 amino acids)
Biological process (GO): protein phosphorylation
Molecular function (GO): ATP binding; protein serine/threonine kinase activity
Source: RefSeq, a predicted model, not a curated record
AUGGCGACCCGGGCAUGCCGCUCCCGAGGAGGAGGGGCGUCUCCGUGCUUCCGGCGGCGCGGUGACAAAGAAAUUCAAGCCAUGAGCCAAUGUCACCAUCCUAAUAUUGUGUCUUACUACACGUCCUUUGUGGUCAAAGAUGAGCUGUGGCUUGUCAUGAAGCUGCUCAGCGGAGGAUCAGUUCUAGAUAUUAUUAAGCACAUUGUGGCCAAGGGGGAACACAAAAGUGGAGUCCUAGAUGAACCUACCAUCGCUACGAUACUUCGGGAAGUCUUAGAAGGGCUAGAAUAUCUGCAUAAAAAUGGGCAGAUUCACAGAGAUGUGAAGGCUGGGAAUAUUCUUCUGGGCGAAGAUGGCUCAGUACAGAUCGCAGACUUUGGGGUUAGUGCUUUCUUAGCCACUGGAGGUGAUAUUACGCGGAAUAAAGUUAGAAAGACCUUUGUCGGCACGCCCUGCUGGAUGGCUCCGGAAGUGAUGGAGCAGGUUCGAGGUUAUGAUUUCAAAGCUGAUAUAUGGAGUUUUGGAAUCACGGCCAUUGAACUAGCCACGGGAGCAGCUCCGUACCAUAAAUACCCACCAAUGAAGGUCUUAAUGCUGACACUACAGAACGACCCUCCUUCUUUGGAGACUGGUGUUCAAGAUAAAGAAAUGCUGAAAAAAUAUGGCAAAUCAUUUAGGAAAAUGAUUUCCUUGUGCCUUCAAAAGGAUCCAGAGAAAAGACCCACAGCAGCAGAACUGUUAAGGCACAAAUUUUUCCAGAAAGCCAAGAACAAAGAAUUUCUUCAAGAAAAAAUACUUCAGAGAGCACCUACCAUUUCUGAAAGAUCUAAAAAGGUUCGUCGGGUGCCAGGCUCCAGCGGCCGCCUCCAUAAGACAGAGGAUGGAGGCUGGGAAUGGAGUGAUGAUGAGUUUGAUGAAGAAAGUGAGGAGGGGAAAGCGGCCAUCUCACAACUCAGGUCUCCUCGAGUGAAAGAAUCAUUGUCCAAUUCUGAGCUCUUCCCGUCAGCCGAUGCCAUGGGUACUCUGCUCCAAGUUCCUGAACAGAUCUCUGUUCAUCUACCUCAGCCAGCUGGACAGAUGCCUCCGCCGCCGCCGCCCCAUGUCUCCAUCCCUCCCCCCGCAGAGCCAGCUCGGCCGGCCCAGGCUCUGUCUCCAGGAGUGGGUCCUCAGGAAACCAAGAUCCCCAUUAGUCUGGUACUAAGAUUAAGGAAUUCUAAGAAAGAACUAAACGAUAUUCGAUUUGAAUUUACUCCUGGGAGAGAUACGGCCGAGGGUGUCUCUCAGGAACUCAUCUCCGCCGGCCUGGUGGACGGACGGGAUCUAGUCAUUGUGGCAGCUAAUUUGCAGAAAAUUGUCGAAGAACCUCAAUCAAAUCGAUCUGUCACUUUCAAACUGGCAUCCGGCGUGGAAGGCUCAGAUAUCCCGGAUGAUAGUAAACUAAUAGGAUUCGCCCAGCUCAGCAUCAGCUAAAGCCCAGCACCCCGUGCACGGAGGCGGCCUUGAAUUCCCACCUGCCGGGAUCUCUCGUCUUUGCUUCUCUUGGCCUCAAUCCACUACUGCCAAAGAAUCCAGCCACCAGCCUCCUGGCUGAGACCUUUCAAGUUGCUCAUCUUUCUGUCAGUCCUGCCAACAUUCCCCCCCCCCCCCUUGUGCCCUACUGAGAAAGAAAAAAACCACAGCCAGACCACCCGUGGCCAGCAUUCCCCUCUCAAAGGCUCUUGUUACUAAACCUUCCCUUCACCCCUCCUCCCACCUCCCCACCCCCACCCCCUGAUCCCCAUGUGUCUCCAGGCCAAGCCAGGGGUGUCUCUCCACUCAUCCUUGCCUUACUCCAGCCUAGGCCUCCCCCGUAUAAGACAGUGGCGGCCCUGUGGGACUGUCCCCACCAGCCCCAAAUCCCCCCCCCACCCUCACCAGGAUAUUUGGGGGGGGCAUGUUAGGGGUUUCAUGGGAAUAGAUCUCACCCACUGAAGUGGCCAUGCAAAGUUGAUUGUUUGGCUGGAGCCUAGAGAAUUCAAUCUGUGGUGGUUUUUCUUUUGGUUGUGUAUGUGUGUAUGUGUGUGUGUGUGUUUGAAUUUUUAUUUUAUUAUUGUUGCUUUGUACCUAAUGUGAAUUCUAGCAGUCUUUGUUUUAGGCGGGGGCGGGGGGAGGGAUAAAGAAGCACAACCUCUUGUCCGGAGGCAGCCUAAAAACUUGCGUUGUUGUUUGGGGAGGGUGGUGGUGGUGGUGGUUGUUUGGGGAGGGCUGUUGUUGUUAUGAUCGCUCCUGUCUUGUCCUUCUCAGCAUCUUUGCCGGAGUUGUUUUCUCGGGCACCCCCUCUGGGAAAGGGGGCGCUGCCAGGCCUUAACUUCAGCUCCCGCAAAACCUCCCACCAAGAACCCAUGCUUUCACCACCGUUAGACCCUCUAUGGUAGAACCUUGGACUGGUUUUUGUUCAUCGUCAUCAUCGUCGUUGGGUUUUUUUGGUUGUGUGUUUUUUUUUUCUUUCCUUGCUUAAAAA